Messenger RNA from Fonticula alba, 1538 nucleotides. Its product is annotated as serine/threonine-protein phosphatase 4 catalytic subunit. Gene Ontology annotation, molecular function: protein serine/threonine phosphatase activity. The record is from RefSeq and is a predicted model, not a curated record. NCBI's taxonomy places the organism in Eukaryota, Rotosphaerida, Fonticulaceae. The transcript is spliced from 6 exons. Bases 69 to 989 code for a protein of 306 amino acids. Gene Ontology annotation, cellular component: cytoplasm; nucleus. Gene Ontology annotation, biological process: double-strand break repair via homologous recombination; peptidyl-serine dephosphorylation.
CCCCCCCCCCCCCCCCGCUCACGUCCACCGGCCCGCCCGUGUCUGGCUGAGCUCCCUUUCUUUCCAUCAUGUCGCUCAAUCUUGAUGCCGCCAUCGAGAAGCUGAAGCGCUGCGAGCUGAUCUCCGAGCGGGAGGUCAAGCAGCUGUGCUCUCGCGCGCGGGAGAUCCUCGUCGAGGAGAGCAACGUCCAGCGCGUCGACCCGCCGGUCAUUAUUUGCGGCGACAUUCACGGCCAGUUCUGGGACCUGAUGGAGCUCUUCAAGAUUGGUGGCGAGGUGCCCCACGAGAACUACAUGUUCAUGGGUGACUUCGUCGACCGUGGCCACUUCAGUAUCGAGACUUUCCUCCUGCUGCUGGCCCUCAAGGUUCGCUACCCCAACCGGAUCACCCUCAUCCGCGGGAACCACGAGUCGCGACAGAUCACCCAGAUCUACGGUUUCUACGACGAGUGUGUGCGCAAGUACAACUCGGUCAAUGUGUGGCGCUACUGCUGCGAGGUGUUCGACCACCUGAGUCUCUCGGCCAUUGUGUCCGACCGGGUGUUCUGUGUGCAUGGUGGUCUGUCGCCGUCCAUCAACACCCUGGAUCAGAUCCGGACGAUUGACCGCAAGCAGGAGGUCCCGCACGAGGGUGCCAUGUGCGACCUGCUCUGGUCCGACCCGGAGGAAAUCAGCAGUUGGGGUGUCAGCCCUCGAGGGGCUGGCUUCCUCUUCGGCCGCGACGUGGUGGAGGGCUUUAACGAUGCCAACGGCCUUUCGCUCAUCGCUCGUGCACAUCAGCUGGUCAUGGAGGGCUACAAGUACAUGUUCGACCAGCGCAUCGUCACCGUCUGGUCGGCGCCAAACUACUGCUACCGGUGCAACAAUGUGGCCGCCAUCCUCAAGCUGGAUGAGUCGCUCAUGCCGCAGUUCACCAUCUUCAAGGAUGCCCCGAACCAGCCCGGGCCAGACACCCCUCACCGCCGGACCACCACCGACUACUUCCUGUAAGUGAGAAGGCGCGAUGUUCCUCCGGUGCGCGCGCGGCCGCGCGGCCGCGCACUUCCGAUGCAUGAGAGCCCGCUCAUCUCUCCUCUCCCCUUCUCGCCCUCCAUAUGCUGUCCGCACAUGUUCUCUCCACCUUUCUCCUUGGAGACCGCGCAGGGGAGCCGGACGGAGGCAGGACGAGGCGAGGGACGGGGCGCAAACGCACAUCUCCCCUUCCAUUUUCACAGUCACAAGCCGGCCUCGUGACGCCCUCUUUCCUUCUCUCUCCCCUCUGCCUUUCUCGUCCCUGUGCCGGUCAGCCCGGCCAGGCAUCGGGUGGGCCAGUGCGCACGCGUGCGUUCCCCUCUUGUGUGUCCUCUCCCUCCUCCUCCGCAUGGGACGGGGAAAGUGCAUCACUUGCGGAGGUAGGGGCGCCAUGCGCCGCGGUGGGCGCAUUGCCAUCUCGUCGCUGUCGCACCUCUCCCCGCGCACGGCCCCCUUCUCCGUUACCCGAUGAGUUGGGGAGGGGGCGGGUCCGUGUAGGGGAGACACUCCUUUAUCCCCCCCCCCCCC